CUUCUUGCAAAAGACAUUUACAAGAAACCACAUUGAGAAACAUUAUAUGGACGUGGUUGAAUGCCUCAAGACUUGGUUAAUGAAUAAGCUCGUUUUCAAUGGAAUUAGCACUGCUCUUCCAAGUUUGCCACCGUUGUUUCCUUCCGUCUCUCUACAAUUUCAAGGGAAAACUCUGAGUCUCAAAAUGCUUAUAAGUAAGGGCAAGUUUAUUCUACUGCUAGGAAUUGUCUGUUUGGACCCAGGUAAUUCUGCAACCCUCUCUCUUCUCAGAGCUCCUACCUGUGGUCAGAGUCUGGUUGGGACCCAGUCUCAGAAUGACUUUAACUCUUUCAGUCGCAUUGUCGGGGGAAGCCAAGUGGAAAAGGGCUCCUACCCUUGGCAGGUGUCUCUGAAACAAAGGCGGAAGCAUAUCUGUGGAGGAACCAUCAUCUCUUCACAGUGGGUGAUCACAGCUGCUCACUGCAUGGCAAACAGAAACAUCGCAUCAACAUUGAAUGUUACUGCUGGAGAAUAUGACUUAAGUCAGACUGAACCAGAAGAGCAAAUACGCGCCAUUGAAACCAUCAUCAUACACCCACAGUUCUCCACCAGAAAACCCAUGGACUAUGACAUCGCCCUUCUGAAGAUGGCUGGAAAUUUCCAAUUCGGCCAGUUUGUAAGGCCCGUGUGUCUUCCAGAGCCAGAAGAACACUUUGAGGCGGGAUUUAUUUGCACAACUGCAGGCUGGGGUCGCUUGACUGAAGGUGGCACCACCCCGCAAGUAUUACAGGAAGUGAACUUACCCAUCCUGACGCAGGAGGAGUGUGAAGCAAGUCUGCUGACCCUAAAGAACCCCUUUACGGGGAAAGCCUUUCUCUGCACAGGCUUCCCUGAAGGAGGGAGAGAUGCUUGUCAGGGAGAUUCAGGAGGAUCACUCAUGUGCCGAAAUAAGAAAGGGGCCUGGACUCUGGCUGGUGUGACUUCCUGGGGUUUGGGCUGUGGUCGAGGCUGGAUAAAGAAUGGGCUGAGAAAGGAACAAGGGACCCCAGGGAUCUUCACAGAUCUUAGUAAAGUGCUUCCCUGGAUCUACAAACACAUCCAGACUGGUAAUGAAACCUUCCUACAGAGUUAAGAAACUGCUGCCAUCCCACCAGGGCAGAAGCAGACAGUGGGAGCAGGGAGGUCCAAUUCUCUUCUCAGUGUAGUAUAUGGCUCAGCAUGCAAAUAGCCACUGGAAAAAAUAUAUAUAUAUACAUUCAUUAUAAAUUUUUUAAACUUUGCCUGUGAUUGAAACUCUGUGACUUGAUGUUUUCUUCACCAUCUGCUUUUCAGCUGCUCUAGCAAGAUUCAGCAAGCUGUGGUGUAUAGUGCAGUAGUUAUCAACCAGCGAUAAUACUGCCACCCAGGGAAAGAUAUUGGGAAACACUUUUGUUUGUAACAAUUAGAGGAGACAUAGGCACCUAGGGGAUAGGGGCCGUGAGUGCUGCUAAGAAACCUACAAAGCACAGGCUAACCCCCAACCAUGACAAAUAAUCUCACCUCAAGUUUAAAACACAAAAGUUGAGAACCCCUGACGUAUAACCAGAUGUAAGUUUGAAGAACAGGGUUUACACUGUUCUACUAGACUGGCUGGGAGUCCAGCUCCAUUUCUUCCUCCUAACCCAAUUUAACUUUCCUUAUCUGGUAUCUUCUAGUCUGAAAGACUUUCAUCCUUUCCCAAAGGGGGGGUCAUUAAAGUUAUUUCAAUUUUAA
This is a messenger RNA of Nannospalax galili (Upper Galilee mountains blind mole rat), 1731 nucleotides long. RefSeq names its product ovochymase 2 (gene Ovch2). The record is from RefSeq and is a predicted model, not a curated record. The coding region runs from base 47 to 1111 and encodes 354 amino acids. Lineage: Eukaryota; Metazoa; Chordata; Mammalia; Rodentia; Spalacidae. Gene Ontology annotation, biological process: proteolysis. The transcript is spliced from 7 exons. Gene Ontology annotation, molecular function: serine-type endopeptidase activity.